AUGACUUUCAAUAUCAGCACGAUCGUAAACGGCACCGUAUACUCAAUGAAGAUCACGCAAGAAGGCAAAAUCUACACCAUUGAUCGCCAGAGUGCGAAAACGUACGACGUCCCCAUACCAGCAGGGUACAAUGGACACAUGGUUUUGGUGCUUGGAAGGGUACCAUCCCAGCCCGGCCUCCGCUCACAGUUGACACAGAUCAUGUCGAGCGUUGAUCCAAACGUGGAUUGGAGAGACUACCUUCCCAUUCGUCCAUCUAAGAAGAACCGGAGAACGGGGAUCCAGCUUUAUCUGCGCAGCUCUGCUGACCGCUGGGUAGAGAUGGAUUUGAGGUCAUACGCCAGGUUUGACACGGAGUGCACCAUUCCUCUCCAGAUUCUGAAAAAGACACCAGAAGAAGGGUUGCAAUUUGAGCUUUCGAGCAAGUCUCGCCGAUCCGUUCAACAUUACCUCAAUGGACGCCCAACCCAGGCUGCUUUGGAGCAGCCUCAACCAAACAAAUAA
Molecule: messenger RNA, 504 nt
Organism: Letharia lupina
Lineage: Eukaryota; Fungi; Ascomycota; Lecanoromycetes; Lecanorales; Parmeliaceae
Exons: 2
Coding region: 1-504 (167 amino acids)
Source: RefSeq, a predicted model, not a curated record